UGUCCUGCACUACAAUGCUUGGCAAAAUGGAAGAAUGUGUAGUAAACAAUGUUGUGUUUUUGCAUCGAAUAAAGUAUAGUUUAUAAUUUUUAGAUUUAGAUCUAAUAUAUUUCAAAAUUAUUCACUUCGAAAUAGACCUAGACUACUAGUAUAGAAAAUGGUAAAACAGACUAUACAAAUAUUUGCUCGAAUCAAGCCGACAAAAUCUUCUAAAACUGGGGGGUAUGAAAUUGAUGAGGAUGAAGAAGGUCACUCAAGAUUGCAAGUUGUGGUCCCUAAAGAACUAGCAUCUGGUUUUGUAAACAAUAAGAAAGAGAAUUACAAAUUCAGAUUCUCUAAAGUGUUUGACCAGAAAUCCACUCAAGAUGAAAUUUUUAAUUUGGUGGCCAAGCCUGUGAUUGACAAUGUUGUUCAAGGUUACAAUGGAACAAUAUUUGCAUAUGGUCAGACAGGAAGUGGCAAAACUUUCACUAUCACUGGUGGAGCUGAGAAAUAUAUAGACAGGGGCAUUAUCCCUCGAUCACUUUCAUAUCUGUUUGAUAUUAUUGAAAAGCAUCCCGAAAAAAUUUUCACAUUUCACAUUUCUUACCUUGAAAUUUAUAAUGACAAUGGCUACGACUUACUUGAUCCUAAACACGAAGCCACUAAAUUGGAAGACUUGCCUAAAGUUUCUCUCAUGGAAGAUGCGGACCAAAACAUUCACCUCAAAAAUUUGACAGUACAUCAGGCAGGUUCAGAGGAAGAUGCUCUCAACUUGCUUUUCAUUGGAGACACAAACAGAAUGAUUGCAGAGACUCCAAUGAACCAAGCUUCCUCCAGGUCUCACUGUAUAUUUACUGUCCAUCUAACAUCAAAAGAGGAAGGGUCUGCAACAAUCUGUCGGUCAAAGCUUCAUUUGGUUGACCUGGCGGGUUCUGAGAGAGUUUCAAAAACUGGAGUGAAUGGAACUCUGCUGACUGAAGCCAAAUACAUUAAUCUAUCACUUCAUUAUCUAGAACAGGUUAUUAUAGCAUUGUCAGAAAAGAACCGCCAGCAUGUGCCAUAUCGGAAUUCUAUGAUGACUUCAGUUCUGCGAGACAGUCUGGGAGGAAACUGUAUGACUACAAUGAUUGCAACUUGUUCUCUGGAACAUAGUAACAUAGAUGAAUCUAUCUCAACCUGUAGAUUUGCUCAGCGUGUUGCUAUGAUAAAAAAUGAUGUCACACUGAAUGAGGAACUAGACCCAAGGUUGUUGAUAGCCAAGUUAAAACGAGAAAAUGCAGAGCUGCGAGAUCAACUUGCUUUAGCAACCGGUGAACAAAUCUCUGAAGAGCUAACACUUGAAGAUAUUGAAAGAUGUGAGGUUGCUGUGAAAAGUUUUGUGCAGGAUCCUGAUCCAGAAUGUGGUUUAUCUAUUGGACAUGAUUUAAGAAAAAUACAAAAAUGUUUUAAAAUCUUGAAGAGAUACAUCAAUGAAAAAGUGAGCUCCAUGUCCAACUCUCAAAUAUCUUCAAUUCAGCCUCUUAGAGAAGAAUCUAUUCCAGACAUAAGUCCUUACAGAGAUGCAGAAACAGCAAAACUCAAGUCACUCAUUGAGCAAAGAGAUCAUGAGAUUAAUAUUCUUGUAAAUAUGCUAAAGAAGGAAAGACAGCGGACAGCAGAUGUGACAGCAAGGGAAGUAACUCAAAACAGACACUCAACUGUCAGUUCCAAUUCACACAAUGAACAAGAAACUGAUUAUGUUGAGCAGAAAAAUAAAAGAAGAUUUUCAACUGGGAGUGAAGUUGGCGGCCAGUCCCAAGCUGUGUCAGAAAAUAAAAUGAACAGACAGAAGACAUUUGAUAUUAAGUCAAGUCCUGCAACUCAAGAAAAUGACGAGAGACUGAAAACAAAAAUUUUGGGUGAUAUGUCACUAGGCAGACAGGAAGCUUUUGAUAUCUUCAUGAGGGACUACAGAGAUAGAGAGAAGAUAGAAUCCAACAAGCAGAUAUUGAAACAAAGAUAUGGGGAAGCCAAAGCAAUGGGAGAGCAACUCAACAAAUCCAAACAAAAAAUGAAUCAUUUGAAAAAUAUCCUGGCACAGUAUAGAACACAAAACAACUUAGAAGUAGAUGGUGAAACUGAUGUAGAGAGAGACAUUAAAAUAAAGAUGGAGCAGGAAAAACAUGUUUACAAAGAAACAUUUACAACUCUUCGGGGAAUGAAAACAGAAAUUGAACAUUUGCAACACUUCCUAGAAAAGUCUAAAGUCAAACUUAUGAAAGAUUUUGAGCUUUGGUGGGCUGAGCAGAUGAACUACAGUGCUAGACAGUCCCAAUCCAGGCAGUCUCAAGUUGGGUUCAGUCAUCAGAAAGUAAUGUCAGCUUGGAAAACUCCUCCAAUCACACCUCCUGUGCCAACGCCACCUAGAGGACCUCCUACAAACAGAACAUUCACCAGAGAAACUUAUUCUUCAGACAGUGACAGGGGAAGUAGUUCUGGUCAGACUCCGACAUCCAAGCCACCUGCCUACCCAACUGUUGGUAAUUUUACACUGACUGGUGACAGUAAAGUGGAUGCAGACAUACAAGCAUUUGUUAAAGCCAGACAGGCCAUAAUACAAAAAGUCAAUGCCAAUCAGAGGUGACAGUAAAGAAGGAAUCAAUCAUUUGGAUAGAGUCAAACGUCACAUACAAAUACAUGCACCAGUUCUAUGGAUCCAGCGUCUUUCAAGAAAGGUAUAGAAUUCUACUGAUUCACCUACGACCAGACUCGACAAGUCGACCAAGUUUUUGCCAAUUGCUGAAUUUUUACCAAUUUACCAACUCUUUUUAAAAUAGUAUUUGAUAUUUCUAUUGCUUAAAAAAAUGUUAAACAAUUACUUGCAUUUAAAAUUUCUUAGAUCAUAACCUUUAGAGCUUUUAAAAUGUAUUGUACUCAUUAAUUCUGUUGAUAAAUUCAUUAUUAUAACAUUAUACACACAAGUACUGUUAAUGAUGGUGUAUAGAAAUAAUGUUUCUUAAAACUGAGUCAGCCAAACACAACAUUUGUCACUUCACUGAGAUCAUUAUACAUUUUUACAUCGCAUUAAUAACAAAUUAAAUAGACCAAGAUUCCAGAAUUUUGAAGGAAAAAUGGCACUAACAUUUGUAAUCAAAAACGUGAUUGAACGACAUUGUUUUCUAAUCACAAAUUUUUAUCAGUGCUUGAGACUAGAUUGUAUACUCUUGUAUUAUGUGCUAUUUUGGCUCCUUAGCCUUGUUCUAAAAAAUGAUGUUUAUUGUGUGUAUUUAAUUUAAAGAAUAUACAUUUAAUGUUAUCACAGCUCAGCUUAUAGUCUGGGCUUGCAUACGGUAUAAAUAUUUGUAUAUAAAACUCUGCCCCUAUGUCCUACAUUUCUGCCUCUCUCUGAUCACACCCCAAUCAAAUUGUUAAGAAAAUUUCCCCAUCCAGAAAAAGUUGCCAUAGAAUUUCAAUGUUUAUUAUAAUGUUUACAUUUUUGUUUUGUUUUUAUUUUCUUGUAAUAGGAGAUAAUUCAAUAGGACAAUGUUUAAACAGGUUUACCUUUCCUUGCCUAUCAGAAUUACAUUUGAAACGAAAGACUUAAUCUAUAUCUAUUUAUAAGCCUGUGAGUAACCUUAAUGAAUCCAAAUAAGAGAAAAGGAAAAAUGGUUUGAGUACUGUGACAAAUCCCAAAAAAAACAACACUUGAGUCUGGGAGCACAUGAGGUACCUUGACAUGGCCUUCCCUGGAAACAAGUGCAUCAAUACUCUUUUUGACUGUCCCAAACUUGCAGAUUCGAUCUCUACAUCUGGGAAGCCUCAAGCUCUUGACCUGUAUGUUGACAUUUAUGAGCACUACACAAAAUGGCAGAGUUUUUGUCCAGGACUUUGAAAGAGAGGAUUUAAGAUUCUCAAGCCCUUACUCAAAUAGAGUUUGGUGAUGAUGACUUAUAAGAAUCAGAAAUAUAAAGUUUGGUCUUGAGACUAUAUCUGAAAAAAAUUCCUUUAUAACCACAAUGGUAUAGUAUUCAGCAGCAACAAUGUUCUAUUUGAUUUCUUUAAUGUUAUGUUCAUGAAUCAGUAUGACCAAAGUCCACACAUAUGAUGUUUAUGAUGAGAGGACUAUAUCUAUCAUUGUUUAUAAUGAGACUUAGUGGACUGUAAGCAUAUUUCCAUGACUAAUUUACUUAAGUCUUAUUUUAAAAAAUAAAAGAAAGAAAAUUUAUAGAACUAAA
Messenger RNA from Biomphalaria glabrata, 4196 nucleotides. RefSeq names its product kinesin-like protein KIF6. Lineage: Eukaryota; Metazoa; Mollusca; Gastropoda; Planorbidae. Gene Ontology annotation, molecular function: ATP binding; microtubule binding; microtubule motor activity. Gene Ontology annotation, biological process: microtubule-based movement. The record is from RefSeq and is a predicted model, not a curated record. Bases 158 to 2605 code for a protein of 815 amino acids. The transcript is spliced from 21 exons.